Molecule: messenger RNA, 474 nt
Organism: Ixodes scapularis (black-legged tick)
Lineage: Eukaryota; Metazoa; Arthropoda; Arachnida; Ixodida; Ixodidae
Product: trypsin-1
Exons: 3
Coding region: 1-474 (157 amino acids)
Biological process (GO): proteolysis
Molecular function (GO): serine-type endopeptidase activity
Source: RefSeq, a predicted model, not a curated record
AUGCUCAACUACGACUACGCAAUUCUCAAGCUAAAUAGGUCCCUGGACUUCAACGGCACGGAGAAGGAUCUUAUGCCUAUUUGCCUCCCAGAGGAUCGCCAGUCAUUCACGGGACAGAUCUGCACAGCCAGCGGAUGGGGAGUCACGGCGAACGGUGGAACGGUACCAAACAGCAACCUGCUGAAAGUGGACAUUCCCGUUAUACGCCUCUCUACGUGCAAGAGAGACUACAAAGAGGUUAGCGAAGUCUACAGAGACACCAUGAUAUGUGCAGGUUACAGGAAGGGAGGGAAAUCGACCUGCCAGGGAGACUCAGGAGGCCCCCUUCAGUGCAAAUCUACAGACGGUCGCUACGUGCUCGCCGGAAUGACUUCGUGGGGUGAGCUCUGCGCGGCUCCGCGCGAACCCACCGUUUUUUCGAGGAUUGCCACCCAACUGUCCUGGAUCGAGGAGGUCACGGGAACAUCUCCGUGA